Carcharodon carcharias (great white shark) is the source of this 1932-nucleotide messenger RNA. It is a transcript of the gene hnrnpk, whose product is annotated as heterogeneous nuclear ribonucleoprotein K. Lineage: Eukaryota; Metazoa; Chordata; Chondrichthyes; Lamniformes; Lamnidae. The transcript has 15 exons. Gene Ontology annotation, cellular component: nucleus; cytoplasm. The record is from RefSeq and is a predicted model, not a curated record. Gene Ontology annotation, molecular function: mRNA binding. Gene Ontology annotation, biological process: regulation of transcription by RNA polymerase II; regulation of mRNA splicing, via spliceosome. The coding region runs from base 195 to 1457 and encodes 420 amino acids.
AUCAACGCGGGGUCUGGGGGAGUUAGGCGGGGUCUGCACACGCUGGUGCUUGUGGGUAAAGCAGUUGCUGCCACACCAGAGCGAUCCAUUUUGCUUCGCUUGUCUUGAAAGCUGAGCUCGGAUCCUUUUCGCAGCCAUUAGCUUCGACUAGCUGCAUAACAAGUUUUGCAUAUUCGCCAUUCUUGACACCUAAAAUGGAGACUGAUCAGCAAGACAUCAAAUAUAACAGCCCAGAGACCAACGGUAGUAGUCUUAGCCCUGGUUCUUGCAAACGUCCUGCUGAGGACCAUGAUGGAGAACAAGCCUUUAAGAGGUCUCGGAAUAACGACCAGUGUGUGGAACUACGGCUCCUGUUGCAGAGUAAGAAUGCUGGUGCAGUAAUUGGAAAAGGUGGCAAAAAUAUCAAGUCAUUGCGUACAGACUACAAUGCCAGUGUAUCAGUCCCAGACAGCAGUGGCCCCGAGCGCAUAUUGAGUAUAAAUGCGGAUAUUGAAACAAUUGGUGAUAUAUUAUCGAAGAUCAUCCCAACUUUGGAAGAGACCUUACAGUAUCAACACUAUAAAGGAAAGGAUUUUGACUGUGAACUGAGAAUGCUGGUUCAUCAGAGCCAGGCUGGAAGCAUCAUUGGUGUCAAGGGAGUAAAGAUAAAAGAGCUAAGAGAAAGCACACAAACAACUAUUAAGCUUUUCCAGGAAUGUUGUCCUCAUUCAACUGAUAGAGUAGUUCUGCUUGGUGGUAAGCCUGACAGAGUGGUCGAGUGCAUCAAGAUUAUCCUAGGACUAUUGGCAGAGUCUCCUGUCAAAGGACGUGCACAGCCAUAUGACCCAAAUUUCUAUGAUGAAACCUACGAUUAUGGCGGCUUUACAAUGAUGUUUGAUGACAGAGGAAGACGUCCUGUUCCCUUUCAAAUGCGUGGCAGAGGUGGACCCCAUCCUCCAUCACCUGGAUAUGAGCGCAGGGGUCCCAUGGGAAUUUCAGGCAGAGGCCGUCCCAUGCCCCCACCCAGAAGAGAUGCUUAUGAUGACAUGAGCCCACCAACCCGUAGGGGUCCACCACCUCUGCCUCGUGCUGGAAGAGGUGGCAGAGGCCGUAUUCUCCCUCCCCCACCUCCACCCAGAGGUGACCGUACUCUCUAUGGCAGGAACAGAAUGAAUGAUCGCUAUGAUGGAAUGGGUGCAUCUGGAUAUGGCAGCCGUGGUGGAUAUGGAGAUUUGGGAGGUCCAAUCAUUACUACACAAGUCACAAUCCCCAAAGAUCUGGCUGGUUCUAUAAUUGGUAAAGGAGGUCAGAGAAUUAAGCAAAUCCGCCAUGAAUCUGGAGCGUCCAUUAAGAUUGAUGAACCCCUUGAAGGCUCUGAGGAUCGUAUAAUCACCAUUACAGGCACACAGGACCAGAUCCAGAAUGCACAGUAUCUGCUGCAGAACAGUGCAGCUACAGCAGCCGCUUUGCGCCCUUAAGCUGACCCGUGCGUUCAGAUACCGCAGCUCCACACGAGAAAAGUGUGAGGCAGUACUCUGGGCACUUCUUGUAAAACAAAAAAGCGGAGAAGAUUGAAGGAAUACAUCAAUGCUUUUUUGUCACUGCUUUUGUUUGAAGAGCCAACAUUCCUCUGCUUACAUAGAUCACACUGGGAGCAUAGAUCAUAUUCUGCUUUUCAUCAUUUGUCAUGUUUUAAUUAGUGAACCUUAGCACAGCUUAGACAGUUUAAAAUUUUCCAACAGUGACAGUGGAUUCUGGGUUUUAUGUUUUGUUCUAAAUGUUUCAGUGGUUUAUUGUAUUUUCCUGUAAUAUGGUAACAUUAAGAUGUACACUGUUUAUGGACAAUAGUACUGGUAGUUUAAAUGUGCCAGAUCCAUUCAGUAAAUGUGCAGAAUGCAAUCUUGUUUUGUAAGGAACAUUUUAUGGUUUUUAAAAUAAACUAGGUAAACUAAA